AUGACGCUGGUAGAUAAAUACGCUCUGCUCCCCGAGGAGAUUGACCGGCAAAGUCUGUUGAUGGUUGCUGACAGCCUGCGGGACAGCGCUUCCACCGGAAACCUUACAGACGAACAGCGAUAUGUGCUGCAUCGCAUCGUACGCGCGGAAGGCGAUCCCGAAAUUGCCGCUGACGUUCGGUUCAGUUCGACCGCAAUCGAAUCUGCAAUUGCUUCAUUGAGGCACACCAAACGUGUGGUUACCGACGUCCGCAUGGUCCAGGUCGGGAUGUCCCGGGCCGCACUCGCCAAAAACGGCGUUGAAACUUCGUGCCUGAUCGACGCCCCCGAGGUCGCCGACCGGGCGCGUCGCGAAGGCACGACGCGCAGCGUAGCGGCAGUUCGGGAGCUGGCGCCUCAAAUGGACGGCGCAGUUGUCGCCAUCGGGAACGCGCCCACCGCGUUGUUGGCGCUUCUCGACCUUAUUGAUGCCCAACAGGUGGCGCCGGCGGUGGUGAUCGGAAUGCCGGUGGGGUUCGUGGCAUGUCCAGAAUCAAAACAGGAAUUGGCCGCGCGUAAUAUACCGCACAUCACGAUCCUGGGGCGACGGGGCGGUAGUUCUGCAGCGGCAGCCACAGUAAACGCUUUGCUGGAUUUGUUGGGAGGUUGUCCCAACACCCCCGUGGGGUUGAGAGAGGUUGCCAGACGGCUUGCCACCGACCUGGAAAACGAUGUAUCGCAAAUAAUUGUGUCCUGCCUGGAGUUCCUGCCUCCGCAUCCUCCGGAGGCCGUCUCGAUACUGGCCGACAGUGGUGUCAACCGCGUGGUCGUCGCGCCCUAUUUGUUGGGCAACGGAAAACACGCCACACUGGAGAUGGAGGAAGAAUUGCCCCUCGUACGGGACCGCAUCGCCGCGCUUCCGGACGGCGCAGCAGAGCCUACAGACGGGAAACCCAUCGGGGUGCUGAUCGUUAAGGCCGGCACCCAAACGCGAUACGACGAUUGCGCCUGGUUGAAGGAACUCGGAAGUUGGGUAGAACGCGAUUUGGGCAGUGGUUUCGCGGUUACCGUGGCCCAAUCCCACUACGGCGACCCCACAAUGGAGCACGCCGUCGCCGAGCUGGUGAAGGAAAGGAACGUGGGAAGCCUGAUCUGCGUACCGUAUAUUUUCUUUCCAGGACUUAUUUUGCAGCGCAAUGUUUUGGGUACUAUGGCUAAACUCCGCGAGGAAUACCCCCACGUUCCCAUGUGGGUUGCCCCACCGUUGGGUGUGGACGACAGGUUGGUUGCGGUGGCCAGCGACCGAGUUCGCGCAGCAAAGGCACUCUCCUGA
Messenger RNA from Geodia barretti, 1311 nucleotides. The record is from the annotation of a GenBank genome assembly. NCBI's taxonomy places the organism in Eukaryota, Metazoa, Porifera, Demospongiae, Tetractinellida, Geodiidae.